Messenger RNA from Uranotaenia lowii, 1728 nucleotides. RefSeq names its product vacuole membrane protein 1-like. NCBI's taxonomy places the organism in Eukaryota, Metazoa, Arthropoda, Insecta, Diptera, Culicidae. Bases 168 to 1640 code for a protein of 490 amino acids. The record is from RefSeq and is a predicted model, not a curated record. The transcript is spliced from 6 exons.
AAUAAAAUGUCACACUUGACAGGUCAUCACUUAAUGAUAAAAUCACGAGAGGAAUCGCAAACCUUAAGCGAACGAAAUAAUUUUAAGUUAAGCGAUAUUCAAUAACUGUGCUAUAUUAAUGCGUUAGUUCUAUUAUACAGAGGUAAAGAAUCAGCUAGAACACAAAAAUGCCUAUUGUAAAGAAAAGCACUCAAGGAUCUAACUCCACCACAGCUAAAAUAAUAGCUCGCGUCAAAAAACUUCAAUCGAUUAACAAUAUAAAUGAAAAUAACAGUUUGAGCAAACUGGAUCAAAAACAACAAAGAAAUGCUUUUUUGGAAACAUUGACUAAAGAACAACUCAAAGCCGAAUGUCGCAAACGGGGACAAAAAACAAGUGGCAACAAAAUCGAAUUGUUGCAGAGAUUGGGGUACAGAAUGCGUCGUUCAAAUGAAGAAUCACGAAACAAUGACAGCGAAGCUGAGCUGAACGGCAUAGACAAUUCUCAACAAUCGAAUAGAGCUGUUACCUCAAAUGAUAAAAGAAACCAGACAAAAACGAAUACGCUUGUGCUGUGGAAAUCUCCUUUGAAAACACUAAAGUAUGCCGUGCUCGAGCUGUGGUUCUUAUUGCAGUCUUACGGAAGAAGUUUACUAAAACAUAAGCGUUUGCUGAUAAGCUCGGUAUUCCUGCUAUUUGUGUUAUUGGUUCUAUGCUUCAUACCGGGUAAACAUCAAACUCUGCUGCAAUUAGUAAAGACAAAGGGUUUUUUCGUUGUUUACUGGAUUGGGUUGGGAGUUCUAUCCUCGGUUGGACUUGGCACUGGAUUGCACACAUUUUUAUUGUAUCUCGGUCCCCACAUAGCCAGCGUGACGCUAGCAGCCUAUGAAUGCAAUUCUCUUGAUUUCCCGGAGCCGCCAUAUCCUGAUGAAAUUAUCUGCCCUGAAAAUGUAAAAUCUACGAUAGUGCCAACGAUGUGGAGCAUCAUGUCCAAAGUACGGUUAGAAGCGUUUCUUUGGGGUGCUGGAACUGCUCUUGGAGAGCUGCCACCUUAUUUCAUGGCGAGAGCUUCAAGAUUAUCCGGAACAGAAAACGAUGAGCUCGAAAACCUUCAAGAAUUCGAAGAACUUCAAAAACGCAAAGCACAUGGUGAAAAGCUGAGCCUGUUUGAACGCGGAAAGUUAGCAAUGGAAAAAUUUGUGGAAAAAGUAGGAUUCCUGGGUAUUCUCCUGUGUGCGAGUAUUCCCAACCCUCUAUUCGACCUUGCUGGCAUAACCUGUGGGCAUUUCCUAGUUCCAUUUUGGACAUUCUUCGGAGCAACAAUGAUCGGAAAAGCUGUAAUUAAAAUGCACAUUCAAAAAAUCUUCGUGAUAAUAGCAUUUAAUGAAAAUCUCGUUGACACCGCUGUUGAUAUGAUAGUCCAUUUGCCGGUAGUUGGUAAAACGCUACAAGGGCCAUUGAAAGCCUUUUUACAAAACCAAAAAGACAAAUUACAUAGGGAAUCUCCGAAGAUUCCCAACUCUCAGAAUGUUAUUCAAAAUUUGUUUGAAUAUUUCGUCAUAUGUAUGUUUUUCUUCUUUUUCGUUUCUAUUAUCAAUUCUCUUGCUCAAAGUCACCAGAAUAAAUUAGUGAAUACCAAAAAACAUAGCAAAAAAUCGUAAAGGUUAUGCAAGUCUCUUCAAAGUUUCCUAAAAAGUGUAAAUAAUGCGUAUGCCAAUAAUUAAAAUAUAGUUUGAUUUUAAGAUAGUA